UAUUUCCAAUUUGAAUCUUGUUCAAUAUAUUUGUACGUUUAACAAAAAAAGAUCGUCGAUAUGUUUCGGGCUGGUUUUCUACUGGUAUUCUUUUUGAAUUCUAUUUUUGCCGCUAAAUAUGUCAUAGUCGAAGAUGGAGUUUUGGUUCUAAACAAAGAUAAUUUCCAAGAAGUGAUCAAGGAUAAUGAAUUUGUUUUAGUAGAAUUUUACGCUCCAUGGUGUUCGCCCUGCAAAGCAUUGCAACCUGAAUAUGCCAAAGCUGCCAAACAACUGGAAAAGAAGAAAUCUACCAUUAAACUUGGUAAAGUUGAUGUAACAGUAGAAGAGGAGCUUACUGAGCAGUUAAAUGUUACAGGAUUCCCCACUCUGAAACUCUUCAUAAGUGGCAGUUCAAUUGAUUAUUCAGGAAUAAAGUCGGCAGACAAUAUAGUUCUUUGGCUGGAAAAGAAAACCGGUCCUCCAGCUAAAGACUUAGGUUCCAUUGAAGCAGCCGAAGAUUUCAUCGAAGAAUAUAAGAUUGUUGUCAUUGGUUUUUUUAGUGAUCAAUCCACUAAUAAUGAAAAUGCCAAGAACUUCCUGAAGGUUGCUUCUGGUUCGGACAAAAUACGAUUUGGAAUAUCAGGUGAUAAAGAUGUACGGGAUGAAUUUGAAGUUGCUGACAACAGUAUCGUUUUGUUCAAGAAGUUUGGAAAUCGCAAUGUAGUCUACAAUGGUGCCGCCGAUGAAGAUUCACUCAAGAAGUUCAUCAAAUCUAAUACUUUACCUUUGUUGGCAGACGUCAACGAUGAAGCUUCUCACAUUAUUUUUAGCGGUGAAUUUAAGACCAUUUUGUUCAUUUUCUUGAGCAAAGACAAUCAAAACGAAUACGAUGCUAUUUCUAAAGCCGCCAGAUCCAUAGCUAAACCAUUCAAAGGAAAGGUUAUCUUUGCCCGCGUCGAUGCCGAACGAGAAGAAAACCAAAGGAUCAUGGACUUCUUCAAAAUCGAAAAGAACUCUGUACCAACAGCUCGUCUUAUCGAUUUAAACGAAGGCUUACCAUAUAAACCAGAAUCUAACGAUUUGACCGCCAAAAAUAUCAAGAAAUUUGUCCAAGACUUCUUGGAUGGUAAACUUAAACCAUACAAAGAACCUGUCAAAGUAUUAGAUAGUAGCAAUUUCGAUAGCGUCACUCUUGACAGCUCAAAGGAUGUUCUCGUGGAAUUCUACGCUCCAUGGUGCGGUCAUUGCAAGAACCUCGCCCCCAUCUACGACAAACUCGGAGAACACUUCAAGGACAACAGCGACGUUGUUAUCGCCAAAAUGGACUCCACCGCAAACGAAUUAGAACACAUCGAAAUUGUUAGCUUCCCAACCAUCAAAUUAUACACCAAAGGCAGUAACGAAGCCAUUGACUACGUAGGCCCAAGAACAUUCAAAGGGCUAGCAAAAUUCGUAGAGUCUGGUGGUAAAGAUAAUUCCGAAGAAUCCGCUAAAGAAGAUGCUGAAGAGGAGAAGCCUUCCGACAAAGAUGAAUUGUAAAGUGUAAAAGUGGAUUUGUUAGUUAGUUCAAAUAAAUAAUUUAACUUUAAUCCUUCCGAGAAAGAUGAAUUAUAAAGUGUAAAAGUGGAUUUGUUAGUUAGUUCAAAUAAAGAAUUUAACUUA
Diabrotica virgifera virgifera (western corn rootworm) is the source of this 1641-nucleotide messenger RNA. Its product is annotated as protein disulfide-isomerase-like. NCBI's taxonomy places the organism in Eukaryota, Metazoa, Arthropoda, Insecta, Coleoptera, Chrysomelidae. Gene Ontology annotation, biological process: response to endoplasmic reticulum stress; protein folding. The record is from RefSeq and is a predicted model, not a curated record. The transcript has 6 exons. The coding region runs from base 61 to 1518 and encodes 485 amino acids. Gene Ontology annotation, cellular component: endoplasmic reticulum. Gene Ontology annotation, molecular function: protein disulfide isomerase activity.